Molecule: messenger RNA, 1278 nt
Organism: Dipodomys ordii (Ord's kangaroo rat)
Lineage: Eukaryota; Metazoa; Chordata; Mammalia; Rodentia; Heteromyidae
Product: estrogen sulfotransferase-like
Exons: 8
Coding region: 101-982 (293 amino acids)
Biological process (GO): sulfation
Cellular component (GO): cytoplasm
Molecular function (GO): sulfotransferase activity
Source: RefSeq, a predicted model, not a curated record
UCCUCUCUGCGCAGCUUAAAUCUUGCAUUGAUAUUUGAAGAAAACUAAAGUAGAUCAUUCAGUUUCUUUCCCAGGAUCAUCUGGACCAGUAUUCAACUCUAUGAUGGAUCUUGAGUGCAAUGAAGCCUUUGGUGAAGUCCAUGGAAUUCCAAUGUAUAAAGACUUUGUCAAAUAUUGGGAUGAUGUGGAAACAUUCCAAGCAAGGCCAGAUGAUCUUGUCAUUGUCACCUAUCCUAAGUCUGGCACAACAUGGAUUAGUGAGAUUGUAUACAUGAUUUACAAAGAGGGCGAUGUGGAAAAAUGCAAAGAAGAUGCAAUUUUUAAUCGAGUACCUUACUUGGAAUGCAGAAAAGAAGAGAAGCUGAAUGGAGUAAAACAGCUGGAAGAGAUGGACUCUCCCAGAAUAGUGAAGACGCACCUGCCACCUGCGCUGCUUCCAGUCUCCUUCUGGGAAAAUAACUGUAAGAUGAUCUACCUUGGCCGGAACGCCAAGGAUGUGGCUACUUCAUACUAUUACUUCUUUCUGAUGGUAACUGAAUAUCCAGAUCCUGACUCUUUUUCAAACUUUGUAGAGAGAUUCAUGGAAGGACAAGUUCCAUAUGGCUCCUGGUAUGAUCAUGUAAAAGCAUGGUGGGAGAAGAGAAACAACCCACAGAUGCUAUUUGUUUUCUAUGAAGACAUGAAAGAGGAUAUCAGGAAAGAAGUCAUGAAGUUGAUGAAGUUCCUGGGGAGAAAGCCAUCAGAGGAACUUGUGGACAAGAUUAUAAAACAUACUUCAUUCCAGGAGAUGAAGAACAAUCCAGCUACCAAUUAUACAAUGUUACCAGAAGACAUGAUGAACCAAACAGUGUCACCAUUCAUGAGAAAGGGAAUUUCAGGAGACUGGAAAAACCACUUUACAGUAGCCAUGAAUGAGAGAUUUGAUGCACACUAUGAGCAGCAAAUGAAGGAGUCUACAUUGAAGUUUCGCACUGAGAUCUGAGAAGGGUUUCCUUUAUGUAAUAUGGAUGCUUCUCCUCAUCAUUCUUCACUUUUUCUUAUUUUAGACUUCAAGAGAAGAAAAACAUUGUGAAGAAUCAUGGCUCAAGAUCACAUAUUUGUUGGGUUAUUUAUAAAGAGGAGAAAUGCUUUAUUUUGUUAUAUCUUUUCUUGUUAUCCAUUCCUUCUAUCUCCUUUUCAACUUAUAUUACACAAAAUGAUAAUGUAUCAGAAUGAUACAGAGCACACAGAUAAUUAAGAUAGUUAAAAAUGUACAAGAAAUAAACAUUUCAAACUGCC